AGGCUUGGAAGACGAAGGGGAAGGAGCGGGCGGGCGGGAUUAUUAUGGGCUGUGGGUGCUGCUGAGGCAAGAUGGAGCUGUCUGCAGUGGGCGAGAGAGUCUUCGCGGCGGAAUCCAUCAUCAAGCGGCGGAUCCGAAAGGGGCGCAUCGAAUACCUGGUGAAAUGGAAAGGCUGGGCCAUCAAGUACAGCACUUGGGAACCUGAAGAGAACAUCCUGGAUUCCCGUCUGAUUGCAGCUUUUGAGCAGAAGGAACGUGAGCGUGAGCUGUAUGGACCUAAAAAAAGAGGACCCAAGCCUAAAACUUUUCUGCUGAAGGCUCGGGCCCAGGCAGAGGCCCUACACAUUGGGGAUGUACAUUUUUCUGUCAAGCCUAGCUCUAGCACAUCUUCACCUAAACUUCACUCCAGUGCUGCAGUGCACCGGCUCAAGAAGGACAUUCGGCGAUGCCAUCGCAUGUCCCGGCGCCCUUUACCCCGCCCAGACCCCCAGAAUAGUGGAGUGGGUGGAGGUACUGGCAUACGCCCUCCUGUCUCUCCCUUUUCUGAGACCGUCCGCAUCAUCAACCGCAAGGUGAAGCCUCGCGAGCCGAAGCGCAGCCGCAUCAUUCUCAACCUGAAAGUUAUUGAUAAGGCUGGGAAAGCAGCAAGCAGUGGAGGAGGCCUGGCUCGACCCAAGAUUCCUUCACGAAACCGUGUCAUUGGCAAGAGCAAGAAGUUCAGCGAGAGCAUGCUUCGCAACCAGAUUCGCCACAUGAAGUUUGGCAACUUCCCUCUGUACAACAAGCCGUCAACUCCAGCCCCAUCUCUAGAGGGGAAGACCGAGGCAGGAGGCUCUGCAGGUGCCUCUUGUGGGAUCAUGGGCUCUACUGCCUACGAUGCCCGCAGUUCCAGCUCCUCUGACUGCCCUUCUCCAGCUCCACACUCCUCAUCCGAUCCAGAUGAUUCCCCACCAAAGCUGCUGCCCGAGACGCUAAGCCCUGCCAUUCCUGACUGGCGUGAGUCGGAAGUCCUCGAUCUGUCAAUUCCACCCGAGUCAGCAGCCACCAGCAAGCGGUCUCCCUCCGGAGGGGGUCAGAUGCCCUCAUCCCCAUCUUCCUCUGAUCCAGAGCAAGAGGCUGGUGAUUGGCGCCCUGAAAUGUCCCCUUGCUCUAAUGUGGUGGUCACUGAUGUCACUAGCAACCUCCUGACAGUCACCAUCAAGGAAUUCUGUAAUGCUGAAGAUUUUGAGAAGGUGGCAGCAGCUGGAGGAGGAGGUGGCAGCAGCAAAUAAGAGGCUGCAUUCCUUUUUCAGUGGGUUGGGGGAGGGAUGGGACAGGGAGGCUCUACUGCAAGAUCAUGCAUGGUGUGAAUGCCUGUUUUCUCCUCUCUCUUCCUUCUCUGUUCUUUCUCUUUUUGCUUGGAAGUUGAGAUGGCAGUAGAGGAAUGGGAAUGUAUGUUUUCUGAAGUUCCCAAAUCGAACUUCCCAAGCUCCUAAGGGUUGUGGUGGGACAUGUCAGUUCCCCUUUUUGUCUUCAAGGAUUACAUCACUCUGACGUGGAACAUGGAGAAUAAGAACCUGAGUGGGUGGAUGUAUUUACAGGCGGAAAAAUAAGUUGUUUCCAUCUUAUUUAAUGAAACAGGAAAACCUUGGCCAAACAUGUAGGCAGGGUCUCUACUCCUGAUUUGUCCGUUCUCUGCAGCUCAACAGGGUCGUCCUUCUCUUUUCUUAUAUCUGUGAUUCGAGUAAGGUAGCAUUGGCUAUUUGAGAAGGUGUUUUGGGGGGAAGGGGAGAUGAAAGUAGAUCAUUGCUGUUAGACUGGAACUGCUACAGAAUGUCUAGGACGUGUGUCCUAACUAUGCAGUGUGCUUCUGGUCUCUCUUCCACCUUGCAUAUACUAGAGGUGCUAACUUGGUCGUUGUAGUGGCACUCUGAAACAGCCUGGGCAAUCUCCCCCCUCCAUCAAUCUUCAACCAUUUCUCCAUGGCCUGGCUGUGGCACACCCUGCACAUCAAACAAAACACCAAAAAACUGUUAAGCCAGAGUUCCUUCAGCCUUGUUAAACUGUCAGUCUUGGCCUGGUGCUUCUGUUCCUUCUGCUUUAUAUCUGAGGCAUGUGGAUCCCCUAAUGGUGAAAAGGAGAGCCACACAUACCCUACCCUGAAGGACAGAUAGGAAUACUGUGCAGUGAUGCUGCCCCAGUGAGAAACAUCUGCUCAUUAUAUUUUGCAUUGAUUAAAUUAAUUCCAUCAUCCUUGCAGCAGGAUAGAUAAAAGAAGGGUCUGCCUGUUCUGCUUUUCCUCAGCUGCACCUCUCUGCAGGGGACUGAGAUGGAAGAACAUUCAUUUCUGCAAUUCCCAGGUUCUCACACUGCCUCUACAGUUGCCAACCAAAGGUGCUAAGAACCUGUCGUAAAACGUUACUAAGUGUUUCUUGGAUCUUGGGCUGUGUGUGUGCGUGUGCAAUGUGUGUGUGGGCCUCUCCCUCCCAUCCACUUCCCCAUGACAUCCCUUGCUUGUAAUGAAUUCAUUCUGAUACCUUCAUUCUGACACCUUUCUUGAAAGCAGGUAAUAAUGUGUCUGCUUUUGCCAUCUCCCCACCACCACCCACAAGGUGUUAAUAACUAUGAGCUUGUAUAUUGGUGUCCAAGGUUCCACUGCAGACGUAAAACCAUUUCUGCAAACUUCUACUUCAUGGUUAAUCUGUCAACUUAAUAUGUUCUAUCCUUGUUGCAAACUUCCCUUUCCUUCCCAUGUGCCUCUGUUUCGUUACCAGUGAUUGACUGACUGUGUGUGUGUGUGUAGGUGUAGUGUUGCCUGUCAUGCUAUUUGUAAAUGUUGUUACACUGGUGUGUGUGUGUGUGUGUGUGAGAGAGAGAGAGAGAGAGAGGAAUAACUCUUAAGGGCUUGUCUGCAUGCUAUGCUGUCACUGUAAUAACUAAAUCCAACUCUUCUUGGCAUCUCUUUCCCCCUAUAUUCCUGUUUGAACUUUCUUCCUUUCAAGGGCUUGCUUAGUGAGUGGUGUGUUUUUGUUUUGUGUGUUACAUUUAUGUUGAAUUGAUUAUUUAUCAAUACAGUGUAAAAGCUGGUGCUGCAAAUAUUGUGGCUUAUGCUCCAUGAUCACUUGACAGGUGUUUUUCUUAAAAGCAGGGUGCUGUGAGUAUCUCUCAUUGGGAAGGAUUCUCCCUCUGCCAUUAAGCUACCCCACUUUUUUCUCAUUGGUUUUGCAAAGUUUUGCUUGGUUGUACCUGUGCUUAAAAAGAAGCCAAGACUUUGCUAUACACAGGAUUGAGAAACACUGUGUGGGGAUACCUUAUCAAUAAAUAUGAGCGCUUGUACAUAGAGAUGCCUACCAAAAUCAUAAUGUAUAAUGUUAAACAGUAUAAUUAUCUGUGACAGUUUGAGUGUAGUCAAUACCUAAGACGAAUGAUUCAGGAUGUUGUCCCUUUAUUCUACCAUGCAACACCUUUUGUGUCCUUCUUAAAAAUUAUUUUGGAACCAGUGAAAUCUACACUGCGUGCAGCAUUAUGUAUCUCCUUACUUCUCCCCAUUAAUGUUCAAGUCAAAGACUUUUUGUAAUUCCACAGGUGCAUGCAUUGGAAUAGCUGCUUGUUGUUUUUCAUGAGUUCAGUGAGAUGGGCUGUAUCAUUGCUUUGCCUCAGAAGUGGGAGGCUCUUUCAUGGAAGUUUUGCUUCAAAGGUGGGUGGGCUGGGCUGGGCUGAGGGUAGAGAUGUAUAAUGGGGAAUGAGCAGGGAGACUUGUAUUAAAGAGAAGACUUUAAAGGAGAAAAAAUAGAGGAAUUAUUUUAUAAAGCUGCAAGAAGAACUAUUAUACUGGAUGAGUGCAUACUGGUCAAUCGUGUUUUGAGAUUGCUUGGUAUGUUUGUGGCGUUCUGUUUUUAAGUUUGACUGAUGUUUGAAAAGUAGAUGGGCAAUAUAAAAGGGAAUUUUAAUAGGAAACUCUUCAGAUAUUUUAGCACAUGUUCUCUUGGUGAAUCCCACCCCCACGCCCUUCCUGGAAUUUCAUGUCAGUUUGGUUUCUGUGAGGUUUCCAUAGAAUAUGGUUUUUGCCUGCCUUAGAGCUGUUGUGUGAGGCUGAAGCCCUUUUAAAAGCUAGUUGGCUUAAUAUAAGGAAUCUCCUUGGCGGUCAGGUUGACUUUUUGCUUCCUGCCAAUGUUGGAAAGGUGAUAUGGUAGGGCACUCACAUCAGUGGAGUUUGUUCCAGCAAACUCCAGUACUAGAAAUAAUGUGUGGUGGGUGGGCAGCUUCAUAUGACAUGGUAAAGACAAUUUCCCACUUUUCCUUUAAUUACCACUUGUAACAUGGGGUGAAGGAGAUACGCAUGUUUGCCAGGGGUGGAGGGCAGGUGUGGAUGCAAUAAACACAAGACCAGGAGGUGCAACUGGCCAAGGUUCCUGGGUGGAUCUAAUGUGUAUCUUCAAACACGGGUUCCUUUUCACUAGUGUGACAUGUGGUAAACAAAUAAGAACUUGUCUUUCUCAUCAAAUGUGAAGCAGCCCUUAAUGUUGGGGAUGAAGCUUUUAGACUUCUGGUAUUUAAAGCAUGAGCACCUGAAGGAGUCUUUUCCAGUUCAUCAACUCCUCCAAUGUCAAUGCAGAUAGUGCCUCAGAUAAAAUCAUAUUUCCUAGCACCAGGAGUUUGGUGCAACCUUGGCUGGUGAAGUGCCAUCAUUGCUGAUUCCUUUGGUCCGCUUGGAGUAGCAUCCAUCCAGGUGGGACUGGUAGUCUGUCUGGCUCAUAGGUGAAGUGUGCUAAUUCAGCCUCUCAAACUGCUUGUCAAGAAGUACUCUGAAGGCAGAAGCCAAUAACAAUUCUAUUUGCCUAGUCCGGGCAAGUUGAUAUUGUGGAGUGAGUUGGAGGGAACUGAGCCUAGUUCUGUGCUAGUUCCAUCAGUGUUAUCCCUUUUAUGUGGGUGUCUCACUUUAAGAAGUUGAGAUGCAAAAGCCAGGGUUGUAGCCUGGAGUGAGUAGUCCAGAGAAACAUGGGAAGGCUAGAAUUGCAUAGCACCAGGAACUAUUCUGCCAGAAAGACAAGCCUGUUUUGGCUGUGAUUUUAGCUACUGCCCCUCCCCCCUUGGCAUUAGCAGCCUUUACUUAUUUCCCCUUAAGAGUAUUGUGCUGCCAGGCUAUACCAGCCAGGUGCCCACUUGCUCCUCAAAGACGAACAUUUUAACCCCCACACUCCAGAAAGAAACCAUCCAUUUUGAGAGGGAAAGAUCAAAUAUAUGCAACAUGUGGAAUGUAGGGUUGGUUGUGUUUGCCUUUAGAAUUUCCCCCCUUCCAAUUUGGCACGCAACCUCCAAAAGCAAAUUGUAUCGAUCUUCCCUGCAAAGUAGCACAACUGGUCCCCAACACAAUCUAGCCACUAGAGGGUGAUGGAGAGCUGCUGUUAUCACCCAAUGAUUAGGCUAUGAUUGAUUGCCUUGCAUCUCUAUGGAUUUUCCCUAUGUAAUCGGAUAAAAUACAUCCUGCACAUGCUCUUCAUUCAGAGUUGUCAUGUGAACUGGGAGUGGGAGAACCAGGGGUAUAUUCUUUGUGUCUGUGCCAUGUUUGUUGUUGUUGUUAGAAGAGAGUUGGGGGUGGGGGGAGAAAAGACUAGUUUUGCAAAAAAUGAAAAAGAAAAGGUUUUGGUUUUGGUUUUUUUUAAAAAAGGUAAUGAGAUUUUUACAGACAGAGGAGGAUAGAGAAUUUAAAAAAUAUUAAAUGCAGUGAUUGCACAAACUGUAGUGAUAUUAGCUGGUCCUUUAAAGAAGAGAGUAUUUUUUAGUAUUUGUGUGUGGUAGGGUGGGUGGUGUUCAGAUCAUUCAGACUGGGUGAGGGGAAAGCAAAGGGCAUGAGGAUAGCAGCAGUUACUCAUCUGAGAAAACAAGUCUGUGUCUUUAGAAACAUGUAUUUUCUUUUCCCUCUGCUACCCAUAAUGUGUGUGGGGUGGGGGGGGAAGGUGUGUGUGUGCUUGCUUGCUUGCUUGCUUCCUUCCUUCUUGGAUGUGAUGGAGCCAGCCCAAUUCUGGCAGUUUUGUUGGGUGGGCUAUGUGGCAUUUUAUAAUUAACUUGCUGGUGCCAGUUAACAGUCUGGACCUCAAGAUGAUCUGCUGAGGCAAGACCUACUGAAUUGAACGGGACAUAUUGCUGCUUUGGGGUUGUUCAGUAAGAUCUGGGAUCUCAGACUGGCAAGAAAUGUAUGUGUUAAACAGCUGUGGAGCAAACAAACUCUUAGAAGCUAGCAAAAUUCCCCUCUUCAUUGAUGGGUCUCAUUCAUUGAAGAGUCAACAUCAGUGCAUACUGUAGUUGGCAUUCAAGAAAUCAUUCUGACCUUGGGGUCAGUUUAACACAGAAGUUCUCAGUGUGUCAGAGCUUCUUUGCUGGAAGGUGAUCAAGGCCUCCUUGAAGAUAGCAAACACAAAAAUGACACAGGUAGCUUGGCCUGCAGUGAUUUCCUUUCAUUCUGGACCCUAAAAGAGGGUGGGUGAAAAAAGCAAAGGAGUCAAAUAUUUUGAAAGAAGGAUGCAAUGGGGAAAGAGUCCUACAGAAAUAGGCUUGUUACCUCAUACAGUUGGUCAGUGCAACAACCAGAUAUGAAUACUCCUAUAAGAUUACCUGUGUGGUACUGAUUGAUAGUUAACCUUAUUCCUCUUGGCCCAAACAAGACAUGCAUAGGAGCUAGGCCUAGAAUGAGCCAGGAAAGAAUUCUCUCAUUCCCUUGGGAACACUAGCAUCCCAUGCUGAGAGCCAUUGCUUUAAUAUUAAUUGGGGAAAUCUGUGUUAUCAACAUUACUUAACCAUUUAGAUAAAGCAGAUGUAACUUAUCAAUUAGGUUGCUGACCAAGCUAUCUGACCAUCCUGUAUGUUGUUGUUGUUUGGACAAAAGAGGAAGGCCCUCUGUGUUUGCAGGGCACACACUGGACAAAGUGGGAUGAGGGAUGACGGAAGGAGUUUUUUAUUGGAACAAGAUUGGAUUCUGCUACGCUAUGGGCAGUGUUCUUGAGUAUCUGUGGAAAUAGCUUUCGUGUUUCUCUUGCAUGCAAAAUUGCACCUUUUGCGUCCAUGCUCUUAAUUGUUGUAGCCAGUGGGAAAGUGGAGUUGAAGUGGAAGUUUGGCAUCUGUUUGUAAUAGGAGAAAGUGUCAAAUGCAUCUGCAAGGAAGUAAGAUCUCAUUAGGGUUUCCAGCUUUCAGUGCAGAGAAUUGUCUUACCUGUCCAUUCUUGGGAAAGCUCCCUUUUUCUCACUGUAGUCCUUACAAGCUGAACUAUGAUAUCACUUGUGGGUGGUAUCCAGUCCUGUGUCGCUGUAAGUGCUAACCUUUACUUCAUAAUCUGUUGUCAGUAGCAGGUUUUGGUGUUAUGUACAUGGAGCAGGCAGUGACAGUGAGGUGUAUGAGAACAAGCCUGAUCUGUGAUUCUGGGUGAGUCACUGGAAUAUAGUGAACUGUCUUGGCAGCAGAAUUCCUCUUUGUUGCUCAGUAAUUUUAGUCCUCCCCAGACAAAUAAAGGGGGUGCUAUCUGUAACCCUACCUCCAGUAUAAAAUGGGUGCUAUGUGAGCUGAGUCUUCCUGGUCAACAACUGUUCUUGGCCUUUUGUGUUUAGGUGAAGUUCAGUUGCUUUGCAGCAUUCUUUUUUCACCCCCUCAUAUAGGCUACAUUACAUGAGUGAACUCUUCCCUUAUCAAUCAACUGAGAUGCGCAGGUUUAUAUAUUAAAAGGGGGCAUUCUUCUGCCCCAAAUAUCCCUUCUAUUGGGAAAUUAUUAGAGUUGUGGAACAAACUGGGAGAGAGCCAUAGUCCCGACAGGUUUAGGGUUCUUGUUAGGGCUUGGGCAAGGAAAUGUAAUAGGCCUGGAAUGGGUUUCCCACUGAGUGCCCUCUGUAUGAGCUGUCCUAUCCAAUUUACCUCCGGCCCUGAGGCCUUGCACGGUCUUGCCUGGUGCAUCUUGUGCUCCAGUGUUGCUUGCUUUGCUGCUUUUUUGAUGUCCACUAAUUGUGCAAGAGCUGGGAUCUUAUUUUCUUUUUAUAUAAGCGUAUGUACUGUGUGUGUGUGUGUGUGUGUGUGUGUGUGUGUGUGUGUGUGUGUGUGUAGAGAUAUAUAUAUAUAUAAACAAUCCUCCACUUAACCUGCCACAGUGCUUUGUAUUAAAGGCAGCAUGGGUCAGUAGUGUGGCCAUCGUGCUGGGAACUAGGAAUGCCUGAGUGCUGUGAUCUGCAAGUCCCUUUGCCUCCCUGGGUCUCUCCAUUUCUCGAGAAAACAGAAGAGAUUUGAGCUGGUGGAAGGGGCUGUGCUCAUUAUGAAAGUUGUCAUUUAGGCUUAUGAGCUGCCCUGGUUGCACUCCUUAUAUCUUCCAAAUGUAAAUUUUCCCUGUCAUAAUUCAGGUUUUGAGGACCCACAACAAUAGACAUUGAGGUUGGAAUGUUCUCCUUCCCCACAGAGCUUCCCCUCAGAUUCUAGUCAACAACAGAACCUGAUCAGUCUCCUCCCCUGCUGUCUCUUCCUGCCCUACUUGGGAGGUCUACUGGUUCUUUCUGAUAUCAAUAAAGAUUCUUCUUUUAAAAAGACAACUGUCAGAGCUACUUCUGGAGGCUUUAAAUUAAAAUAUGAAGCUGCUGUAUGCUGAGUCAAGCCAUUGGCCCACCAAGCCUAGUAUUAUCUGCCCUGACUGGCAGGAGCUCUUCAAGGUCUCAAGCAGAAGUCUUUCCUGGCCCUUUUUAAUGGAAGAAGUCAGGAUUUGAAUCCGAACCCUUAUUGCAUGCGAAGGAUGUGCUCUGUCACUGAGUUAUGGGCUCUUCCAAGGUCAAUUAUAUGCCCUUUGUGUCAGUUCCAUGCCUUCCUUAAUGCUUCCUUGCAUACUAGUUUCAUCUCUUUUUCUCACAAGAGACUUGUACAAAGCUUUGUUCUUGGAAUGAAAAGUGGGUGUGAAACUGACAAGUUUCUUAUGCAUUCAGAUAUGACGGUGACAUAGAUCAUAAGACAAAUGCUGUGUCGGUUCUGUACAAGCAUAGUAUUUGAUAUGGGCUUUUGGAAUUGAGCAUUCUGAGGCUCAGCUUUUUCUCAGUUUUUAAAGGCUUCUAGCCUUAUGCUGCAAAGAUAGGCUUGAAAAAGUAUGAGACUCCACCAGGAAUGACUCAAGAGUGGGGAUGCAUAACUUCAGGGCGCUGCAUAGUUCUGCUUCCUUCUCCCAAUGACUAGCAGAAGCAGAAUAAGCCAAUGCACUCGGAUAUUCUUAAUUGCUGUCACCGUUUGGCAUAGAAUUUGGAUUAUUGUCAUUCAGCAUUUUCUUAAAACAUAGAAUACACAUGGCUUUAAGAAAAUUUGUGUCAAAGAAACGUAACAUUGUAUUGAGAUAAAUGUUUCAAAGCUGCUUCAGAACAUUAGAGAACAAGACUAGGUCAGUAGCUCAUCCAAACUAAGGAUAGGCAACCUUGGCUGUCCAGCUAUUGCUGAACUACAACUCCCCAUCAUUCCCUAUCACAGUAAAUUGCAGCUAGGGAUUAUGGGAGUUGUAGUUAAGUAACAACUGGACAACCAAGGUUGCUACUCCUGAUCUAGACCCUAUUGCUGUGUCUAUUUGGUGUUGGAUGCUACAUGCAUAAUAGAACAGCAUCUGAAGAGGAUACUGUUUCUAAUAGUGUACUCCUGGAUGGAUGACUAGCUUACCCAGCUCCUAAGAACAUGCAGUGACCCCUCAGGGCCUUCAAGUUGCUUUCCCUGGCUGAAAUCCAGAGCAAUGAUCUGCUUGCGCUAGCUAAUAGUGCUAAGUCUGGCGCUUGUGUUCCAGCCUAGUGCUGUGCUACCACAAGCUGUGGUUGCACAGUUGUAGCACACCUCAUCAGAGAUGUGGGGUGGAAAAUUUUCCAAAACUGGAAAUUUUCCUAUAUUGUUUUUCCUGGUGGAAAAUUUCACUGGCUGACAUCUAGACCAGCACUGCACACAUGCAGCAGUGUGAAUUUGACUGCUGCUGUCACUUGGGCAUGGGGAGGGGUGACUUUUGCAAACCUUCCCUUCUACUGAGGCCCACUGUGUGCCAUAAGGUUGCUGCAUUUCUUCCUUCUGAAGAUGAAACCUUACAGUUUCAUCUUACUCGAGUAGUUCUGUUGUUGACAAGAAGCAAGCAUGUCCAGUAGUAUUUGCAUCCAGACAAUUUCUUGUCUGUCUGAUAUUUUCCCUAAUGAAUGUCCCAUCUCCAGCACUGGCCCUAGAGGGAUGUAGGUCACAUCUGGGCAUCACAUAACUUGCUUGUGAAUGGGGAAGAAAGCUGUCUUGCUACUUCAGUUACUUACUAACAUGCAGCAAAGAGGCAGGAAAGGGGAGUAUAAAGUUGUCUUUGAAGGAAGCGGGUGUGUUUUGUAUCAGGCAGUGCAGAAGACUAAAGAAAUAUGAGGUCUGAAAAGACUGUUCUUUGCAAUGGGCAGUAAGAGACUUGUAGGUGACGAUGUUUUGCAGAUUUAUUUUGCAGAUUUAUUUAACAAUUUCCUUUGAUUAGAUUCACUCAGGCCCCGCUUCCAAAGUGCUGAAACCCCUAUUCCUGUUUUGCAUAGCACUUAAAUAUUAUAAGCACAUUCUUUGUAAGUUCAGCACUCUCGUAGCGGGGCCUCUAGUGUGAACUACUUUGCCAUUUUAAGUGGGAUUCCCCCCCACACCAUUACAAUUUGCCUGAGCCAUUGUCAGUGUUCGUUCAAGGCUCUCAGAAGCAACCAUUCCAUGUUAUGUUUCCAGGCACAAUAACUUGCAGGAAUUAUCCUGCAUCAUCAAUUGACAUAGCAGGAAGUAUUAGAGGGUGCUGGGGAGAGGGAUGCCUCUGAGACUCUUGGGUCUUUUGGUAGCCAUUUCUCGGAGAUGGUUAUAUGCAGUCAAUACUUGUGUUGCAUUUUUGAGUACUGGAAUGACAUGGAGAAGCUUUACAAUCCUGUGUAUAUACGGUAAGAUGAGAAGCAGCCCCCAAUUCUGUUACAGUGGGGCUUUUCUAAUGAGUCAGGCAAAUAUUGUAGUCUGGGGAAAGGGAUUCAAAGACUGCUCUUAAGCAUCACGUGUAACUAGUGGUAGUUUGCCCUGUGGUAUUCAUAGGUUCUUAUCAGCAGUGUCCUUUAAACUGACAGUAACUAGGAUGCAUUUGCCCAUAAGACCUGAAGUGCAAAGAAUGGGUGAAAACAGCACAGAUGUAGAAGGGAGGUGGUAAGAACUGUAGAUAUUUUCUAAGAUGUAACUGGUGCUGUUAGUGGCAGAAAGUGGGAACAUAUAAGGGCAGCAAGCUUGGUUCAUUAUGGCUGCUGCCACCACCCUGAGGAAAAUAUAUCAGAAAAAUGGCUUUAGUGGAGUUUCUGAUGCUUUAUUUUUUCCUUACUCAUACAUAUUUAUACCCAAACCACUUGAUACUAUGCCACAUUCUUUUUGCCCUGCUAUCCGUUCUCUUGAAGAAAAGCCUCUCUCUCAUCAUCUUUACUUAGGCAGUUACAGGGAGAGACUGAAUUGGAGCUUGAUCCUCUCUUACAUUCACUCUUGCAUUUGCCAAUGGCACUGGCCUCAACCUUGCUGAAUCUGAUGCUGGUGUAUGAUGUGAUGCCACAGAAAGCUGGUAGAUUUGUGGCCUGUGUUACAAGGUGAUCAUGGCACUUGCUUUGGCCUUACAAAACUACACAUACUUGAGUGCUUCAUUGUGGGCCUGCACAUUAGUUUUUGCAAAGUUGAAGCUUAUCACUAAAUUUGAUAAAAGGUAAACUGAAGUUGUUCAUGUUGUUGCUGUUUCUCCUCUUGGCAUACAGAAUAGACUUUAAAAACAAAUAGCUAAAUAUGUAUCUGGCAACUUCGUAUUUUGGGGGGGAAGGCAUUUAUUGAAACACUUGUGCACGAAUGAAGUGUUUAUUAUUUUUUUGUCCUUGUAAUUCAUUUUUAAAUAUAGUGUUUUGCGUUCGUUUGAUUGCUUUUCAAAAUCCAGUUCUCAGCUGGCUAAACUGUCUAGAAUGAAUGGAUAGGAAACUUAGUGGGGUGAGCGAUUGAAUCGCCCCUCCCACUGUCAUUUCCAGUGGAAAAGUGGCUUGCUCCAGGUUUUGCGGGGGUUUGUGCUAAUUACUCUCAUAUUCUUGUACAUUUUGUUCUUUCUGCUGCUCUUGAGUAUUGUAUCAAUGCCGGAAAUGGGGAAUUGAACCCCAAUAAAUUGUUACAUUCCAA
Hemicordylus capensis (graceful crag lizard) is the source of this 12144-nucleotide messenger RNA. It is a transcript of the gene CBX6, whose product is annotated as chromobox 6. The record is from RefSeq and is a predicted model, not a curated record. The coding region runs from base 72 to 1271 and encodes 399 amino acids. The transcript is spliced from 5 exons. NCBI's taxonomy places the organism in Eukaryota, Metazoa, Chordata, Lepidosauria, Squamata, Cordylidae.